Messenger RNA from Pyricularia pennisetigena, 1911 nucleotides. RefSeq lists its product as uncharacterized. The transcript has 3 exons. Lineage: Eukaryota; Fungi; Ascomycota; Sordariomycetes; Magnaporthales; Pyriculariaceae. Gene Ontology annotation, molecular function: ATP binding; ATP hydrolysis activity. The coding region runs from base 1 to 1911 and encodes 636 amino acids. The record is from RefSeq and is a predicted model, not a curated record.
AUGGUGUCUUCGUCAAAGGAAAAGAGACUCGCCAAGAAGGCUGCCGAGGGCAAGGAGCCCAAGAAGACGGUUGCCUCUCGCUCCAAGGCGGGGUCCAAGGCCGGCUCUAAGGUCGCUAGCGCCACCGGCUCCGUCAACGGCGAUGAGCCCGAACUCGAUGCCAAUGGAAACCCCAUCGUGAGCGACGAGCCCGCGACAGGCGCCGACAAGGCCGACGAGGUCAAGCGCCUGGCAGACCAGAUGGACAAGCAUGGUCUGUCCGACAGAGUCACCACUGGUGUCCUGGCCUCCCUCGAACAGAGCAAGGAUGUCAAGAUCACCAGCGCCAGUCUGGUGUUCCACGGUCGCGUCCUCAUCACCGACACCACCCUCGAGCUCAACUUUGGUCGCCGGUACGGCCUGUUGGGAGAGAACGGAUGCGGAAAGAGUACCAUACUCAAGGCCAUCGCCGCGCGCGAGUACCCCAUCCCGGAGCAUGUCGAUAUCUACCUUCUCAACGAGGGUGCACCGCCAACUGAGCUCGGCGCCCUCGAAUGGGUCGUGACUGAGGCCGAGAACGAGAUGAAGCGUCUCGAUGCGCUGGCCGAGAAGCUGUUGGAGGAGGAGGGCCCAGAGAGCCCCGUCCUCAUGGACCUUUACGAGCACAUGGACAAGAUGGACCCUUCCACCUUCUCAACCCGUGCAUCUCUUAUUCUUACCGGUCUCGGCUUCAACAAGCAAACUAUCAACAAGAAGACAAAGGACAUGUCCGGUGGCUGGAGGAUGCGUGUUGCUCUGGGCAAGGCUUUGUUCGUCCGACCUUCGCUCCUACUUCUCGACGACCCUACCGCACAUUUGGAUCUGGAGGCCUGUGUGUGGCUCGAGGAGUACCUCAAGAAGUGGGACAGGACACUUGUGCUCGUCUCUCACUCCAUGGAUUUCUUGAACGGUGUCUGCACCAACAUGAUCGACAUGCGCAUGAGGCAGUUGAUCUACUACGGUGGUAACUACGACUCGUACAUCAAGACGAGGUCCGAGCAGGAGACCAACCAGAUGAAGGCCUACCACAAGCAGCAGGAGGAAAUUGCUCACAUCAAGAAGUUCAUCGCCAGUGCCGGUACAUACGCCAACUUGGUCAGGCAGGCCAAGUCGAGGCAGAAGAUUCUGGACAAGAUGGAGGCCGAUGGCUUCAUCCAGCCCGUCCACCAGGACAAGGUAUUCACUUUCCGUUUCGCCGACGUCGAGAAGCUGCCCCCUCCAGUCCUGUCAUUCGACAACGUCUCUUUUGCCUACUCGGGCGAGGCCAAGGACGAUCUCUACAAGAACCUCGAUCUCGGUUUCGACAUGGACUCGAGGACAGCACUGGUGGGCCCCAACGGUGUCGGCAAGUCAACGCUGCUGCGCCUCAUGACGGGCAAGCUGUCUCCCCGUGAAGGUGCCGUCACCAGGCACACCCACUUGAAGAUGGGUCUCUACUCGCAGCACUCGGCUGAGCAGCUCGACCUGACCAAGUCUGCACUCGACUUUGUGCGUGACAAAUACUCCUCCAAGUCUCAGGACUACCAGUACUGGCGUCAGCAGCUCGGCCGCUACGGUCUUACUGGUGAGGCUCAGACUUCCCUUAUUGGCACCUUGUCGGACGGUCAGAAGAGCAGAAUCGUGUUUGCGCUGCUGGCCAUCGAGAGCCCCAACAUGUUGCUUUUGGACGAGCCCACAAACGGUCUGGAUAUCCCAACGAUCGACAGUUUGGCAGAUGCCAUCAACGCCUUUAGCGGUGGUGUUGUUGUCGUCAGUCACGAUUUCAGGUUGCUUGACAAGAUUGCGAAGCAGAUUCUGGUGUGCGAGAACAAGACCAUCAAGCCUUGGGACGGCACGAUAGGCGAGUACAAGAACUACCUUCGCAAGAAGAUGUUGGCGGCCGGUGCUGUGUAA